AUGUCGCAUUUGGCGGACAGAGUCAAGAAUCCAGAUGUACAGAAGAAUGUCUGGGUCGAGUUCGUCGGUCUUGCCAUGGAGAAUCAGGCGCUCAACGUCGGCCAGGGAUUUCCGAAUUUCCCGCCGAUUCAGCACGUGAUGGACGGAUUGUCGAGCAUUCCCGUGGAGAAUCAUUUGAACAACCAGUACACCCGUGGAUUUGGGCACGCCCCCUUCAUCCAAGCUCUUGGAGAUUUUUACGGACCCCUGUUUGAUCGAAAAUUGGACGUCCACAACGAAAUUUUGGUCACGGUCGGAGCUUACUACUCUCUUUACGCCGCUACUCAAGCUCUGAUCAACCCUGGCGAUGAAGCGAUCAUCAUCGAGCCCUUCUUCGACUGCUACGCCCCAAUGGUCCGCUACGCCGGCGGAACUCCCAAGUUCAUUCCUCUUAAACCAGCUGGAAAAGCGAACGACGCAAACGACUGGAAGCUCGAUAUGGAUCAUUUGCAGUCGCUGGUUACUGACAAGACGAAAGUGAUCUUCUUCAACAAUCCAAACAAUCCGCUCGGCAAAGUCUUCACUCACGAAGAAAUUCAAGCGCUCUGCGAUUUCUGCAUCAAGAACGAUAUCAUCUGUCUGGCAGACGAAGUUUACGAGCAUUUGGCUUACAAUCCCCAGCCUCAUCUCAGAAUUGGAAACUACCCGGGAAUGUACGAAAGAACGAUUACCAUGGGUUCGGCAGGAAAGACCUGGUCUUGCACUGGAUGGAAAAUCGGAUGGUCGAUUGGCCCACCAGAUCUCAUCAAAGCCAUGCAGAUUGUCUGGCAAAACUCAAUCUACACCUGCGCCACUCCGCUCCAAGAAGCGUGCGCUCGAUCCUUCCGCCUUGAAAUGGAGCGUCCCUUCGAUGGACACCCAAAAGACAACCCAGACUCGUACUUCAGAACUCUUACCGAAGUCGAACUCAAGCCAAAGCGGGAAAAGAUGGCGAAAAUCUUGGAAAGCGUUGGAAUGAAGCCGAUCAUUCCCAAUGGCGGUUACUUUAUGAUCGCUGAUGCUAGUCCCUUGGCAAAGAUUAUUCCAGAAGCGGAACUAGAUGAUUCCAAUGAUCCGUGGGAUUAUAAAGCUGUUCGCUGGAUGUGCCGCCAAAAGAAAAUCGCCGCGAUUCCCAACUCCGCCUUCUACAGCGAAGGCCACAAGAAAGAGUACGAAAACUACAUCCGCUUCUGUUUCGCCAAAGACGACGCCACGCUCGAUAAAUUCGAAGAAAUGAUGGUCGCAGGCUUCAAGCAAUAA
Molecule: messenger RNA, 1278 nt
Organism: Oikopleura dioica
Lineage: Eukaryota; Metazoa; Chordata; Appendicularia; Copelata; Oikopleuridae
Source: the annotation of a GenBank genome assembly